CCACAUCAUCAUGUUGCCCUAUCAGGUGCAAAUCGUGGACUGGUUUCCACCCACUGACAACAGGGCAGAAAAAAAAAGAAAAAAGCUGCUGCAGCCGAAUGGAAAGGCGCAGAAACUUCACUGGCAGGACUCACAUGUAGCGCCGGAGCCGCCGGGAGCGCAUUUACUCAACGUGUCACACUGACACAUGUUCUGGGACAGCCAGCACGUUCUCUUUACUGGGUAAUUACAGCAAGCGUGUUAUCUUUUCGUUUGCGAGCGGUUGUCACGGAGGCACACAUGAAUCACAGUCACGUCCUUUUCAGAGGUACGAGGGGGAGCGGAAAAGGUGCGCUGGAUUCCUCCACCAAAGCUGCGCAGUAGGGAGCGCUCGGAGUCCGGCGGGUCGGCGCGCGCUGCUCCUUCCUCCUCGCCGCCGGCACCUCGGGCUGGGGAUUUAGGCGACUCCGACUGCCCGUCGAAGGGAAGAGCGCCGCCGAACUCCAACUCUGCUCCGUUUGAAAGAACUCAAAAAAGGAGAAGGAAGAAGGGGAGCAGCCAAUGUUGCACGCGGUGCCAGUGGCGCGCCGCUCCGUCGCCCACUGGUCCGCGCGCCGGCGCCGCGCGCCUCGUCCGGGCCGCUCGCUCUGAGGACACGGUUCGCACGCGGGAGAGACAGGUGUGCACGCGUGCAGGUGUACAGGUGUACCCGAGCGACCCACCAUGUCUCUUCUCCCUCCGCGCUCCAUCUGCGUAUGUUUACAUGUCCUAGUUCUCUAUUUCCAGCUACAGGAGUCUCAGCAGACCGUGGCAGAUUUCCGGCGCUACAUCGAAAACCACACCCGGAACUCGGAGGACCUGAGCCGGAAGCAGGUCCGCAUCUAUCAGCUGUAUAGCCGCACAACAGGCAGGCACGUGCAGAUCUUGGGGAAGAAGAUCAACGCCAACGGGGAGGAUGGGGGCAAGUAUGCUCUGUUGGUGGUGGAGACUGAGACGUUUGGAAGCCGUAUCCGGAUCAGAGGGAAGGAAAGCAAUCACUACAUCUGCAUGAACAAGAGUGGGAAGGUCAUUGGGAAGCCCAGUGGGAAGAGCGAGGAGUGUAUUUUCAUUGAGGAGUUCUUGGAGAACAAUUACACAGCCCUGGUGUCGGCCAAGUACAAGGGCUGGUACCUGGGUUUCAGCAGGAAGGGGCGGCCAAAGAAAGGCUCUCGGACUGCCCAGACACAGCAGGAGGUGCACUUCAUGAAGCGCAGUCCCAAGGGUGCGGCAGAAUGGUCUGAGGAUUUCCGCUUUACCCCUGUGACCAAGCGACUGCGCAGAGCACGGCGCCUGAAGGCCAGCCCCCACGCGGGCUGACAGACAGGAUAGGGUCCUUCUAUGGAAAUUUCCAACUGAAAACAUUUAAAA
Messenger RNA from Scleropages formosus (Asian bonytongue), 1386 nucleotides. RefSeq names its product fibroblast growth factor 18-like. The record is from RefSeq and is a predicted model, not a curated record. NCBI's taxonomy places the organism in Eukaryota, Metazoa, Chordata, Actinopteri, Osteoglossiformes, Osteoglossidae. The coding region runs from base 703 to 1335 and encodes 210 amino acids. The transcript is spliced from 5 exons. Gene Ontology annotation, molecular function: growth factor activity.